Molecule: messenger RNA, 264 nt
Organism: Strongylus vulgaris
Lineage: Eukaryota; Metazoa; Nematoda; Chromadorea; Rhabditida; Strongylidae
Source: the annotation of a GenBank genome assembly
AUGUCACUUGUUUGCGAUUGCACAUACCUCAUGGUACAUGGCUGUCCCCAUGCAGCCUAUUCCCUUUUGGAAGCUCCUCUGAAGGAAGACACUCGAGUUCGAAAAGACAAUGUUCCUUUGCCCUUGACCACCAUGUUGCCAAUCUCGUCAAAGAGUCUAGCGCUCGAAGGGAGAGGCACGCUCGACGCCUAUGGCUCGCAAGCAGCUACAAAAACUGUCAUUGGAGGUCAGCCGGCACAGUGGGUUGAUGGAGGAGAUCCCUAA